Molecule: messenger RNA, 1667 nt
Organism: Dendroctonus ponderosae (mountain pine beetle)
Lineage: Eukaryota; Metazoa; Arthropoda; Insecta; Coleoptera; Curculionidae
Product: venom acid phosphatase Acph-1
Exons: 7
Coding region: 250-1380 (376 amino acids)
Biological process (GO): dephosphorylation
Molecular function (GO): phosphatase activity
Source: RefSeq, a predicted model, not a curated record
CUAAUUCAAAGCUUUUAUAGGAUUUUCAGGCUUUCACUUUGUUUUAUUUCUAAUAUAACGUGAUUGACAUUUUAAUUGCAUACUAUCAUGAGUUGAACACUGAAAUAUAUGGUUUUAUUAAUAAAUCCAUAAAACCCACCACAAACAGCUCGAAACAAAUUGUCGAACAAAAUCUGUCUCAAUAUAAUGCUGGGACUCACUAAGUGAUUUUACUUAAUUUCUUUGCAAAAUAUUGCAGGAUUUUUCGAAAUGUUUGUUAUGGAUAUAUUAUGGAUUGGUUCUGUAUUGUUUAUCAUAACGAUUUCUGAAGCUGUACCAAUCCGAGAAUCAACUGCCAACGAAACGACGUUAAAAUUAGUUCAUGUGAUAUUUAGGCAUGGUGACAGAAACCCAGGAAAAUCGCAACUAUACCCAAGUAAUGCAUAUUACGAUGAGAUGCACUAUUAUCCUUAUGGAUAUGGACAGUUAACAAAUAAUGGUAAAAUCCGUAUGUACGAACUAGGGAAAAUAAUUCGAAAACGGUACAACAAUUUCUUAGGCAGUCAAUGGAACAUGAACGUCUUAGACAUCAGAAGUACCGAUUACAACAGAACAAAAAUGUCUGCGCAACUAAUGACAGCCGGAUUGUGGCCUCCAAGAAGAAUUAAUAUAUGGAAUCCAGUUUUUCGAUGGCAACCUAUACCUUAUAAUUAUGAGAGAGCUGAAAAUGACGAGCUAUUGUCACCUUGGUUGGCGUGUUCCACCGUUAACACUCUAAUAUCUGCCUUAUUGGAAAGCACUGAACUGGGGAAUUAUAUGUCUGAACGUUACAAUGAGACACUACAUAUUUUAUCUGAAAACACGGGGUUGGAAAUGAGUUACCUGCAAGCGUUUCGUCUAUAUCUGGGAUUUUCAAUUCAGGACGAACUAAAUAUGCCUUUAGAAGAAUGGACAUCGUCGGUUUAUCCUGAACCAUUACAUUCUUUUGUUAUCGAUUAUUACCACAUCCGAACAAAUACAACUGAACUGAAAAAAAUUAUUUCUGGCUACUUGAUAAAGCAAAUUAUCGAAAAUACAGAAAACCAAAUUAACGGAACACUAACACCAAAUGGAAGAAAAAUGUUUAUUUAUUCAGGACACGAAGCAAAUAUUGCUACAUUGUUACUUUCGUUGCAAGCAACCAAAGUUGUGGACGUUCCUCCUUACGGAUCGUUUAUUAUCAUUGAAACUCAUAAGAUAGAUGCUGUGUAUGGAAUUAAGUUGUAUUAUCAAGAUUAUAAAAAUGACGACCCUCAAGAACUACAAAUUACAGGAUGUGAUAAAUUUUGCCCAUUUGAUGACUUCGUCACUUUAUUUACUGAUAUAUUACCAACCUCGACCAGUGAAUGCUAUGGUGUGUAGUUAUAAGAUAUUCGAUUUACUAGCUAUACGGGUGUGAAAGGUACUAUGCAAUAUGAAAUAUGUAUUUUUUACAAACACCACUUUAGCAUUGAAUGCAAACGAGAACGUUACGCCCGUAUGCACAGUCGAUCGCAACGUUUCGCCGUUAACAUAUGCCGGUAUAGCAAAGAGCAAGUGGGCAGCGAACUAACAGCGUUUUUUUAAUUUAAGUAAUUUUAAUCUCUAAAGUGAGAUUAUUUUGCAAUAGAAAAUUUACAUUGUUAAAUCCUUAUACUAUAUUUUUUCUU